GGGAUCAACAAGGAAGAAGGCGUCGCGAGGGUGUAUUAUUAUUAUCAACAAGCGACCAAAAUACGCAAAAUACACAAGUUCCCUUUAAUGAUACUGUGAAACAUGUCGAAUAAAUCAACGUAGUUAUGUAUUGUGUGUCAUUUACGUUCUCCAGAAACAUUUAAACGAGGAAAACACUGUUCUAAUUAUAAAUCUUUAAAAGCGACAUACUGCGUUGUGUGAGCGCAGCCUUGUUCACUUCAGGAUACUGAGGAUAAUCAAAUAAAAACUUGAAACCCUAGCUAGUAACAAUCAUUGAAUUCAUGUUUAAAACCCCUUCACGGUUGAUCGGAUAGACGUAUCCACAGGAUAAUUUUAUUUACUUAUACGUUACCAGAGUAACAGUAAGAUGGACACUAGUAAACCCAAGUUUGACCCUAAAGAGCACCAGCAUUUAAGGUACAAUCCUCUGCGGGACUCAUGGGUUCUGGUCUCGGCCCAUCGGAUGAAGCGUCCAUGGAAAGGACAGGUGGAGAAACCGCCAGUGGACACCAUCCCACGACAUGACCCCAACAACCCUCUCUGUCCUGGCAGUGUGAGAGCUAAUGGAGAGGUGAAUCCUGACUAUGACGGCACGUUCAUGUUUGAAAAUGAUUUCCCUGCUCUCCAGCCUGAUGCUCCAGACCCCGGUUCAGAUCAUCACCCACUUUUCCAAAGCAAAGCAGCCAGAGGCAUUUGUAAGGUUAUGUGUUUCCACCCCUGGUCUGACGUCACCCUCCCGCUCAUGAAGCCUGCAGAGAUCCGCAGAGUGAUUGACAGGUGGGCAGAUCUGAUCGGAGAGCUGGGUGAUGCGCACACAUGGGUGCAGAUCUUUGAGAAUAAAGGAGACGCGAUGGGCUGUUCAAACCCCCAUCCCCAUUGUCAGGUUUGGGCCAGUAAUUUUCUCCCCAAUGAGCCGGCGCUGGCGGAGCGCUGUCAGAGAGACUUCAUGCAGAAGCACGGAGAGCCGAUGCUGGUGCAGUACGCUCGAAUGGAGGCGCAAGCACAGGUAAUACACCCACAUAAGACACAGUUCAUAGCGUUCAGCUGUCUCUCAGCAUAA
Messenger RNA from Pimephales promelas (fathead minnow), 1081 nucleotides. NCBI's taxonomy places the organism in Eukaryota, Metazoa, Chordata, Actinopteri, Cypriniformes, Leuciscidae. The record is from RefSeq and is a predicted model, not a curated record.